CGCUGCUCCUCUGGUUGAGUAGCUAGCUAGUGCUACAUCCCACAAAGCUUUGCUGUUCUGAAUUGCGCUAACGUAACUAGGCUAAAAGCUUUACCAGAGUAGCCCCCACACUGACACACAUAUCCAAACGGGCUGACGGUGAAACAGAGAACAAACCAUUCCGUAGCUAUGGAUAACCGUGCACGGGCAUCAUGUAACGGCCAUUCUUAAUGUUUCCCUACAACAGCUAUUCGGGAGGAUUCAACUCUGACUGGUUACUAUACUUUUCCACAAACAAGGAUAUUUACCAACAUUGGUUUCCAUCAUCUCAGUAUUGAUGAAGGGGAAUCAGCAGUCAGUGGCUAAAUCAUCUCCAUUUGUAUUAAAAGCAUAAAGCAUAUUAGUUUGGCACUGCUAAUAUCACUCUGGAGCCUGUCAUUUCCAUGCUAUGGGAGUUUGAGUCAUCAUCAUGCACAGAUGGCCCAACAAAUCAUUUUUGAAUUGGGACCCAUUUAGUUGUUUUGCAGCCAGCCUAAGCAAGUGUUGGGUUUUAUCAUCCAAAAUCCCCUUGGCAAGGCUAAAUCACUGACAUCCUGAGAGUUGAAAGGAUUAAGAUCAUACAGGAUUUGCACGCUGAGGGAAGAAGGAACACCUGUUUUAGCUAGCGCUCUGAAAUCCAGGCCACUGUGCUCAGCUUGGUUUUUGUUUUUUGGUAUACCUUUACUUAUCAUCUGUCUGUGACUCUCUCUCUCCCACAAACUUACAUUCAGCCUGUUACUGAGUGCUAACAAGCAUUAUUCUGUUGCCUGGAAAGCAGAAUUACAUUCGUUUUUUUUUUGCCAUGUCUCGUUAAACUGAGAUUAUCACACUGGCUUCAGAAAAGGACCCUAGGACAUAAUUUAAACAUCGUGCAAACGUGACCAAUGGAACUCCACCUCUUUUAUUUUUUUGUCACUGUUGGUAUGCAUCGGCUUUGUCACAGAGCGCAUCGCAGUGACAUUUGUCGCAUUCAAAGUCCUGAUGUGCGGUAAGCCAAGCGAAAAAGGCUAUCUAAAAAGCUGCUGGUACCUGUAGCCAAGUCCCUCUCUCAUUCAGCCCUGUUUCUCUGCACCACUGCAGCCCUGUGCUUACUGUUAUGGCUUUGCCCUGGUGGCCAACUGAGCGAAAUGGGACUCUGGCUGUGCUGAAGGAUUAGACGCAGCCCUGGGAGUUGGACUGGACCAAAGGAUCGCGCACACACAUAUAUGCACACAGACACACACCAUGUUGCAGAGACAGUAGGUUUCCUGUUUGAGCCCCUGCUGUUUAGAGCUUGUUUUUGUGGGGGGUGUGGGGGGGGUUCUCCUCCGCAAUCUCAAAGGUUUGGAUGGUUGAGCACAAGGGCCACUUUGAAGGAGCCCGGCGGAGGCUGUGGUUUGGCCCUAGCUGACAGACUGUUUGCCAGCUACUGCUGAUUUAAGUACCCUGUGUCCCUCACCGCUUCUACACCCCUACAUCCCCCUCCUCUGCCAAACGUUCCGCCCCUGACUGCUCUGGUGAAUGGAGGUCUAGGGGAGCACAGGCAAGGUUGGAAGGGAACCAUUGCUGACACUGGUCCAGCCGGGCACUUUUUGCUCUCCAUGGACUGCGCUCCACUCUGUCCCCACUGAGGACCCUUUCCCUCUGUCUUGGGGGUAAAUACUACAAGUCGAGGUUGUUUUUUUCUCUCCUUUCUAUGGGCUCAAGGAUGAAGCUGAAAAAGCAGGUGACGGUAUGUGGAGGAGCCAUAUUCUGUGUGGCCGUAUUUUCCCUGUAUCUGAUGUUGGACAGGGUCCAACACGACCCUGCAAGUCGACAGAACGGCGGUGGGAACUUCCCAAGGAGCCAAAUCUCUGUUCUGCAGAACCGCAUAGAACAGCUGGAGCAGCUACUGGAGGAGAACCACCAGAUCAUCAGCCACAUCAAGGACUCUGUUCUGGAGCUGACCGACACUGGCGCUGUCCCCCCCAGCGGACAGCUGCCCUUCCGCAGUGCCAAUGGUUCCUGGGUCCUGCCCUUUGACGGACACCCCACCUUCCUCUCCGUCAAGCCCCAGGACUGCCAGUUCGCCCAGGGCCGCCACGGACAUACCGACCUGCAGAUGCUAGACAUAUACUCCCUGUUGAAGUUUGACAAUGUGGACGGGGGUGUGUGGAAGCAGGGCUUUGAGAUCACCUAUGAGCCUGAGGCAUGGGACAAUGAACCGCUGCAGGUGUUUGUGGUCCCUCACUCCCACAACGACCCAGGCUGGAUCAAGACGUUUGAUAAGUACUACACAGAUCAGACGCAGCACAUCUUCAACAACAUGCUGGUCAAGCUGACUGAGGACCCACGCAGGAAGUUCAUUUGGUCUGAGAUCUCCUUCUUCGCCAAGUGGUGGGAGAGCGCCGACAUGCACAAGCAGGAAGCCAUGCGCAAGCUAAUCCUGGGAGGGCAGCUGGAGAUGGUGACCGGAGGUUGGGUUAUGACUGAUGAGGCCAAUGUUCACUACUUCGCCAUGAUUGACCAGCUCAUAGAGGGCCAUCAGUGGCUGGAGAAGAACGUGGGUGUGACCCCACAGUCGGGUUGGGCGGUGGACCCCUUUGGCCACAGUGCCACCAUGGCCUACUUGCUGAAAAGGGCCAACCUGACCAGCAUGCUCAUCCAGAGGGUCCACUACUCCAUCAAGAAGCACUUCGCCUCCAGCCGCAGCCUGGAGUUCAUGUGGAGGCAGUCCUGGGACCAAGAGUCGGGCACGGACAUCUUCUGCCACAUGAUGCCCUUCUACAGUUAUGACGUGCCACACACCUGUGGACCUGACCCCAAGAUCUGCUGCCAGUUUGACUUCAAGAGGCUGCCGGGCGGCCGGGUCAACUGUCCCUGGAAGGUUCCUCCGCGGGCCGUGGUGGAGGCCAACGUGGCAGAAAGGGCCCACCUGCUCUUGGAUCAGUACCGUAAGAAGUCCAAGCUGUUCCGCAGUAAGGUGGUUCUGAUUCCGCUGGGAGAUGACUUCCGCUACGACAAGGCCCUGGAGUGGGACCAGCAGUACCUCAACUACCAGAGACUCUUUGACUACAUGAACUCUCACUCUGAGAUGCACGUGCAGGCCCAGUUUGGGACCCUGACCGACUACUUCACCGCGGUUUACAAGGCCAACGGUGUGCCCCAGGGUGUCAGACCCCCAGAAUACCCUGUGCUGAGCGGGGACUUCUUUGCGUACGCAGACCGAGAGGACCACUACUGGAGCGGCUAUUACACCUCCCGGCCCUUCUACAAGAGCAUGGACCGGGUGCUGGAGUCCCAUCUCAGAGGUGCAGAGAUCCUGUUCAGUCUGGCUGUGGCCCAUGCUCGCCAUGCGGGAAUGGAAGGCCGCUACCCCACGUCAGAUUACACUCUGCUGACGGACGCCAGGCGCACCGUCGCCCUGUUCCAGCAUCAUGAUGCCAUCACAGGCACCGCCAAGGAGAACGUGGUCAUCGACUACGGCAACAGGUUACUGCGCUCCCUGCAGGGCCUGAAGAGAGUAAUCAUUAACGCAGCCCACUUUCUGGUAAUGAAAAACAAGGACGUGUAUCGCUUCUACCAGACAGAACCCUUCCUAGAGACGGAUGAUGGGCGUGCCACCCAAGACUCCCUGCCCCAGCGCACCCUUAUCGAACUGGACCAAUCAGGACCUAGGUACCUGGUGCUGUUCAACCCAGUGGAGCAGGACAGGCUGUGUGUGGUGACAGUGUUGGUGAACUCUGUCCGGGUCCGGGUGCUCACAGAGGAUGGACAGACCCUCCCUGUACAGCUCAGUGCCCAGUGGAGCUCUGCUAGCCAGAUGAGCGCAGAGGGCUUCCAGGCCUCCUUCAUGGUGCGUCUGCCUGCCCUGGGCCUGGCUGUGUUCCACCUGUAUGACUCUGCUGACACCCCCAUGACGCUGCGCUCUGAGACCCUGCUGAGGCUGACUGGUCAGGGGCAGACUGCCCACGCCGUGGACCCCCUCCCAUUGCGCUCCCAGACAGCAGACCCACAGCUCUUCUACAUCUCCACCCAGUCCCUUACACUGGGCUUCUCUGGAACCACUGGCCUGCUGGAGAGUAUCCAUCGUAAAGACGACCCCCAGGAGGUCAAGGUUCAGAUCCAGUUUGUGACGUACGGCACUCGGUCCUCAAAGGACAAGAGCGGGGCUUACCUUUUCCUGCCUGAUGGGAAGGCUAAGCCCUACAGUCAGAAGGAGCCUCCGGUGGUGCGUGUGGUGGAGGGCCCUCUCUUCUCUGAGGUAGUGGCUAUGUACCAGCACUUCCAACAGACCAUUCGCAUACACAAUGUGCCAGGUGUGGACGGUCUGUCCCUGGAUGUCACCACCAUGGUGGACAUCAGAGAACAGUCUAACAAAGAGCUGGCCAUGCGUCUGGUCACGGACAUCCAGAAUGACGACACCUUCUACACAGACCUCAACGGAUUCCAAAUGCAGCCCCGGCGCCACUUCCUGAAGCUCCCUCUGCAAGCCAACUUCUACCCCAUGCCCAGCCAGGCCUACAUCCAGGACAGCCAUCUCCGCCUCACCCUGCACUCUGCCCAGGCCCUGGGCGUGACCAGCCUAGAGAGUGGCCAGUUGGAGGUGAUUCUGGACCGGCGGCUGAUGCAGGAUGAUAACCGUGGCCUGGGCCAGGGCCUGAAGGACAACAAGAAGACGGCCAACCGCUUCCGCCUCCUACUGGAGAGGAGGUCCACUGGCAACAAGGUGGUGGACAGCAGACCAACCAGCUUCCCCUCCCUACUUAGUCACAUGACCUCGGCCAUCCUCAACCACGAGGUGUUGGCGCUGCCUGUGCUGCCCAAGAAGCGUGGCAUCCCUCCCUUGCAUACCUUCACGCCCCUUAUGGGGGCCCUGCCCUGUGACUUCCACGUGCUCAACCUGCGCAGCGUCCAGCACCAGCAGGACACCCACUCCCCGUCUCCCUACACAGCCCUCAUCCUGCAUCGGAAGGGUCUGGACUGUGACCUGGAGACCCCCAACCCCGGAUUCAACUGUACCACUUCCAAGGGACAGCUGGGUGUGUCUUCUCUGUUCCGUAACCUGGACCUCCAGCUGCUGCAGCCUGUGUCUCUGUCCCUGAUGUACUCCAGCCCCCCUCUGGCCAAUGACUCCUCCAUCAGCUUGGAGCCCAUGGAGAUCUCAGCCUUCAGGCUCAAACUGCGCUAGCCAGGCUCAGAUAAACACAUCAGACCAGACACGGCCAGGCCAGGCCUGGUCCCACCUGGUUUUGUCUGUUCUAGUCUAUAGGAAGACUGCCUCCCAGUGAACAGAGGGGUGGCCAAGCUGGGGCUUCCUGGUCCAACCUGUGUAUACAACACACAGUACACUACACCACUCUACACUAUACCACUCCACACUUCACCACACACACCCUGAACUGUAAAGUCAGCUUGGAAGAGCAGGUGUCCACCAUGACUAGACUAUAACUGCAGGGGGCUGAUGGCUGUCACACACAGUGGCUGUCUCCAAUCUAUCUCAGAGAAUCAGAAACCUUUGGUGAUUUAGUUUUUGUGCUUGUGAUAAUAAAGGUGAUGUCUUUAUCACAGAACAGAUACUGGUGAUCUUCUGCCUUUGCAUUGCAGUAGUAAUGUCAAGUUAGUGGAAACAUCAUUUUCUUUCAGUUUUUAAAUGAACUUUAUUUGUUUUCUUAAAAUAAAAAAUCCCAUCCUAGACUAACUAAUGAAUGUAAAUAUCACAUGUAUAAGGACCUUGGAAUGGCGACCGAGUGCAAUUUGUAAACGCUUUAUUUUUGCCACGUUCACGUGCUAGUCAAAACUAGGAAACUCUGGUUGUAGUUAUACACGUGCCGCUUUCAACCAAUUGGCAAGUCGAACAUUUUUGAUUUUCCUUGUUCCGACAAGCACAUGAAUGCGGUUAGUUUGGGUAAUUGUUUUCCUUCUACUAUGGAGCCUAUCCACCCGCUGCAGACUAGAGAACUGUUAACUCCAUUACGAGCUCAUCACUGCUCAUUGAACUUUUAUUGACUGCAUUGACAGACUGAAUGCAGUUGUGUACUACCAGUGUGAAUGUUUGCUCUCUAUCUCUGCAGUAGAGGAGCUGAGGCUAUGGCUCUGUAAGGUACUGUAUGUCAAGCAGAGUCAGUCACUCUGUAGUCACUACCAGGCUGGGGAUUAGGUCUCUCUAAGGAAAUACCAAUCCCCACGCUACUUUUGUUUUUAGUCAUCAUUAUCUCCCUAUUGCAUGACUGUACGGCCUGCUAUCCUUUCAAUCCCCCCUUGCUUGUAGAUGGUCUGAAGACUUUCAAACUGUUAUGUGAGCCUCUCAAAGCUAUCAUGUCCCGAUGAGUUGGCUGUGGAGGACCUGUGAUGGAAUUUAAGUUAUGUUUGUAUUUAAAUGCUCCUAAAGCCAUUCCUGUGCUCCUGUUCUUUGUGUGUGUACGCCAUUCGAUGGACGAAUGGUGGUGUGUACUAUACUGUAUGCAGUAGAAGAAACUACUGUGAUGACAAUACCUCAUAUUUAACAUGACACAUUGGUAUGUAUAUUGAUGUGGAAACUUCUGUGAAGAUACAGUAUGCCAGAGGAGUAGUAAGAUCCAGAGUGCAGUAUCAGGGACAAGGUGUCUGUUCAUAUCACUGUACUGUUAAUCAUCAUUAGUGAGUCUGUGUAGUGGGGUUGGAGCAUCUGGCUUUCAAAGCCAGGCAUGGAGACCCUGUUUUUAAAGGCAGGAUCGUGGUUCAACCUUCCCUUCAUGAUGAUGUGGAGACAUGGUCCGUUGAACAAACAAACAGGGAUCCUUCAGGUCUGACUUUGACAGUGAGUUUACUGGCGCAAACAUGGUAUUUUUUUUAAUCAGCUUUCAUCAUAAAACAUCGCUAUAGCCUUGAUCCUGGUGGGGUUAAGGUACCUGUCUAUGAUUCAUUUCUGCCUUUGGUGUGGAAGGCUAAACAUCAGUAGCUUACAUCAGUAAUGGCAGAUACACUGUUUAUCAGUCAUCUCUGCCGUUUCUCACUAUAUGUUUCUCCUCUACCAUCUUUUAGACCAUCCUACUAUCCAAAUAUUUUUUUCACCCUGCUGUGUUCUGUUUUACACUCCUCACUCAGAACACUACAGUCCAACAUUUCACUCUACAAUGCUCAGGUACUAGCCUGGCCCCAUACAGCGGAUGUGCUGUGGCCAACUCCUCUAUUGAUGUCAUACCAUCUUUGGUAUGAGAACAAAGAAACAGAGAGGAGUUGGUUGUAUGUAUCAACAGACUGGACCACCAGACUACCAAUGUAGCCUGCAUCACUUUUCAUUAUCAGCACUUCCGCACUCUUUUCGGAUUGCAUUUUCCCUCUAGCUAUAUGUCAUGACACUACCUCUGUUUCUAAUACGGCACUCCCCCCUAUUGUCCCUUUCUUCCCACUCUCCUACUGUCUCUGUAUGUGUCCCAGUCCCUCUGUAGUCUUGUCUUUUGUAUGUGAUAUUUGUUGUAGGACUUUUUUUAAGAUGGAGUUUAUGAAGGACUAAUUUCUUUAUUUUAUUUGUUUCUUCCUGGAUGUGUGUUUAAAUAAAGAUGCAUAGAAGAAAAAUGCAGACGCGAUGCAGUCAGAAUAAAGAUCAAAUAUGAUACUUGG
Molecule: messenger RNA, 7578 nt
Organism: Salmo salar (Atlantic salmon)
Lineage: Eukaryota; Metazoa; Chordata; Actinopteri; Salmoniformes; Salmonidae
Product: alpha-mannosidase 2x
Biological process (GO): protein deglycosylation; mannose metabolic process; N-glycan processing
Cellular component (GO): Golgi membrane
Molecular function (GO): carbohydrate binding; alpha-mannosidase activity
Source: RefSeq, a predicted model, not a curated record